CCUCCUUUCCGCUUCCGGUGUCCCCUACAGUCAUGGCUGCCGCCGUCGCUGCUGCCGGUGCAGGGGAACCCCAGUCCCCGGACGAAUUGCUCCCGAAAGGCGACGCGGAGAAGCCUGAGGAGGAGCUGGAGGAGGACGACGAUGAGGAGCUAGAUGAGACCCUGUCGGAGAGACUAUGGGGCCUGACGGAGAUGUUUCCGGAGAGAGUCCGGUCCGCGGCCGGAGCCACUUUUGAUCUUUCCCUCUUUGUGGCUCAGAAAAUGUACAGGUUUUCCAGGGCAGCCUUGUGGAUUGGGACCACUUCCUUUAUGAUCCUGGUUCUUCCCGUUGUCUUUGAGACUGAGAAGUUGCAAAUGGAGCAACAGCAGCAACUGCAGCAGCGGCAGAUACUUCUAGGGCCUAACACAGGGCUCUCAGGAGGAAUGCCAGGGGCUCUACCCUCACUUCCUGGAAAGAUCUAGAUUGUUAUUGCUGUUUGAGCUGUCUCGGUGGGAUAAGUUUGAAAUUCAAGUGUUUGAACUGCUGAUUAUUUGGAUUUUUUUUUUUUUUAACUUUGGCACAUUGAUCUAUCUAAACCUGGUGGGGAGAAUUAUCCCCACAUUGUCUCAUGGAAAGACUCAACUUGCAACUGUGCCCUCCACACUAUGCUUACUUCUGUCUUCACUCUGAUACCAGAGUGCAGCCAUGCAGACGGUUAUUCCAGCUCUGGUCACCCGACUCCUUUCACCAAAUUGCUCCUAACUGGAAGAUCUCACUUUCCCCUUGUGGGGUAGGAACCGAUGCCAGUGGCAGGGAUGUGCCCCUGACCAUUAACGACUACUUUUUUUUUUUUUUUUUUUUUUAAAGAAUGGAGUUGUUGGGGAGGGACAUGCACACAAUGUGAAACAGACAAAAUGCAUUACACCUGUAGUGUAAAGUGGCCACUAUGAAUCCCUGUGUAUGAGAGGAGGGAGGCUGGCUGCAGCUUCAGACACAGAAUGGGGACUAUGGAAGACAGCAGGAGCUCAUUUCUUCUGCACAUUUUGGCUCUUAGAUCUGUGUGUGUGUUUAAAAAAACAGAAGUCAGUGCUCACUUUUUGUAUUUAAAUAUUAAAAAUGAUUCCAACUGAAA
This is a messenger RNA of Pongo pygmaeus (Bornean orangutan), 1111 nucleotides long. RefSeq names its product translocase of outer mitochondrial membrane 22 (gene TOMM22). Gene Ontology annotation, cellular component: mitochondrial outer membrane. The coding region runs from base 33 to 461 and encodes 142 amino acids. The transcript is spliced from 4 exons. Gene Ontology annotation, biological process: intracellular protein transport. The record is from RefSeq and is a predicted model, not a curated record. Lineage: Eukaryota; Metazoa; Chordata; Mammalia; Primates; Hominidae.